Molecule: messenger RNA, 5870 nt
Organism: Dromiciops gliroides (monito del monte)
Lineage: Eukaryota; Metazoa; Chordata; Mammalia; Microbiotheria; Microbiotheriidae
Gene: LHX2
Product: LIM homeobox 2
Exons: 5
Coding region: 1199-2425 (408 amino acids)
Biological process (GO): regulation of transcription by RNA polymerase II; neuron differentiation
Cellular component (GO): nucleus
Molecular function (GO): RNA polymerase II transcription regulatory region sequence-specific DNA binding; DNA-binding transcription factor activity, RNA polymerase II-specific
Source: RefSeq, a predicted model, not a curated record
CUGCAGAGCUGGGGUGGCUGCUUAGCUCGCACUUUAAGGGGAUUGCUCCAAGCAGGUCCAGGCAGCGGCAGAGAUCCCGGCUCCUCCUCCUCUUCUUCCUCCUCCUCCUCCUCCUCCUCCUCUUCCUCCUACUUCCCUCCUCCUACCUCUCCUUUCCUCCUCCUCCCCACCUCCUCUUCUUUUCUCUUGAUCCGCUUCGUCCUCCUCCUCUUCCUCCUUCUCCUCUUCCUCCUUCUCGUCCUCGUCCUCUUCCUCCUCCUCCCCUUCCUACCCCUGCUCCUCCCCAGUUACUCACGCGUCUCAGAUCGCCCAUCAUAGAGGGCCAGCGACUUCAGAUCAGCCAGACGCACAAUAAGCAGAGCAGGGCGCAUUUGGAGACGCGGGACACUUGGGGUGGUGGUGGUGGGAGGGAGGGAGUCGCUCUUGGAAAGGGGGUUCAUCGUUACCUCCAUCCCUUGACUUUCUCUCUUGCCUGCCUUUCGGUAUUCCCUAGCUCCUCCCCUUCCCUCCCUUCCCCGGGAGAGGCACCGGCGGAGUUUGAGGAGGUAGAGAACCCAGCCUCGCAGACUUUGCGACCUUCUGGCUUCGCGCAGCGCCCAUAGCCGAAGGCUCUAGCCCCUGACCCCGAGGCCAAGCGACCAUGCCAGCCGAUUGAGGGAACCCAGAGGGGGCGUUGGCCAUUGCCCUCUUCCCUGGGUCCUCGGGCUCGACAUCUAACCACCGCUCCCGAGACUCCCCUUUUCCCUAAUCCCCGCAGCUCUGCUCCUUAGUGACCGAGACCUCUAGCUAUGUAGGUGCCCAGGCCUGGGGCACGUCCGGGAGGGGUCUCGGGCAGACCAUGCGCAAGGAACCGUUCCCUUCAGCCGGCUGCUCCACGCAGCGCUGACAGCCCGGGGGGCUGAGGGGAGCUGGGCUUGGGCGGGGCUGGGCUGGGGCGAAGGAGAGCCCAGCCCGGGAGGCGGUGGGAGGAGGGAUGCGCCUGGCCCGCUAACAUUCCCGAGCGCAGGGCGAACCGACGACCCCCGGAGGAAUUCGGGUCCAGGGUGAGCCCCCAGCACUCGUGGGCCAGCCAGCCGCCUCCCACCUUCCCUCCACCCCCAGCCUCCCGCGGCGCCUCCAGCUCCCUCUCCAGCGUCUCAGCCACAACCUCCUCCUCGUUUUCCUCCUCGCUCCGGCCCGGGGGCCCGGCCCCGCCGAGAUGCUCUUCCACAGCUUGUCGGGCCCCGAAGUGCACGGGGUCAUCGACGAAAUGGACCGCAGGGCCAAGAGCGAAGCGCCAGCCAUCAGCUCAGCCAUAGACCGGGGCGAGACGGAGACGACCAUGCCGUCCAUCAGCAGUGACCGGGCCGCGCUCUGCGCGGGUUGCGGAGGGAAAAUCUCCGAUCGCUACUACCUACUGGCAGUGGACAAACAGUGGCACAUGCGUUGCCUGAAGUGCUGCGAGUGUAAACUCAACCUGGAGUCGGAGCUCACCUGCUUCAGCAAAGACGGCAGCAUUUACUGCAAAGAAGACUAUUACAGGCGGUUCUCCGUGCAACGCUGUGCUCGUUGUCACCUGGGCAUCUCAGCAUCAGAGAUGGUGAUGCGAGCCCGGGACCUGGUUUACCAUCUCAACUGCUUUACCUGCACCACGUGCAACAAGAUGCUGACCACGGGCGACCACUUUGGAAUGAAGGAUAGCCUGGUCUACUGCCGACUGCACUUCGAGGCACUGCUGCAGGGUGACUACCAGGCCCACUUCAACCACGCCGACGUGGCGGCGGCGGCGGCGGCGGCAGCGGCAGCUGCAGCCAAGGGCUCGGGUUUGGGCGCCGGCGGGGCCAACACCUUAGGCCUCCCUUACUACAACGGCGUGGGCACAGUGCAGAAGGGGCGGCCGCGGAAACGGAAGAGCCCAGGGCCUGGGGCGGACCUGGCCGCCUACAAUGCAGCACUGAGCUGCAAUGAAAAUGACGGGGACCAUCUGGACAGGGACCAGCAGUACCCCAGCAGCCAGAAGACUAAGCGAAUGCGGACCUCCUUCAAACAUCACCAGCUGAGGACGAUGAAGUCCUAUUUUGCUAUUAACCAUAACCCUGACGCCAAGGACUUGAAACAGCUCGCACAGAAAACGGGUCUCACCAAGAGAGUCCUCCAGGUCUGGUUUCAGAAUGCCAGAGCUAAAUUCAGGCGGAACCUUCUACGCCAGGAGAACACAGGGGUGGACAAGACCUCAGACUCCACACUACAGACGGGGACCCCAUCGGGCCCAGCCUCAGAGAUUUCCAACGCAUCCAUGAGCCCCUCCAGCACCCCCACCACCCUCACGGACUUGACUAAUCCCACAAUGCCAACUGUGACGUCUGUCUUAACUUCCGUGCCUGGGAGCCUGGAGGGCCAUGAAUCCAGGAGUCCCACACAGACAACUCUUACAAACCUUUUCUGAUGACGCUUUCCCAAUAAUUUCUUUAAAAAAGAAAUUAUCCUUUAGUUGAAUUCCAAGUGUAUUUUAAAUAGAGGCUUUGAGCAACUAACUAACCACAUUUUAGGAUCUCGCCUGGAAACAGAGGGGGAAAAAUGAGUGUUCUGGUAACUACAGAGUGUGGACUGAAAAUUAACUUGGAAGAUCUAUCCGCAACACAACAUUUGUGUAACUGUACAGUUUUGUGGACUGACUGAGCAAGGAAAACAAGAAUUAAUUUAAGUUGGCUAGAGCUUCUUGUAUUUCAAAGACUGCCACGUGCCUUAUAUACUGUUUUAUCUACAUACUGGAUUUCCCAUGUCCAUUUUCUCUCUUGCCUCCUUUUCUCUCUGUAUAUUUAUGACCAGAGCAAAAAUGUUUAAAAAAAAGUUUGUUACUUUGAAUAGUUCUACAAACAAGCAGACAAAAAAACACAGACACUCACAGAGACACACAGACACAGACACACACACACACAAAAACACCCCUUCAUUGGUUCUGUUGUUGUUUUAGAAUUUUAAGGUGGACGUCUGUUCGAAUAUCAGAAUUUGUAAAAUCUAACCAGUAAUAAAACCACUUAUCGAAACUACUGGGUAACUGGCUGCAGUUCAGUCUAGCAAAGAUUUCUUGGGACUAAUACCUCCAGCUAAACUGGAAAGUCAGACAGAUGGCCUGCAGCCAUUCCCUCCAGGGGCUCUGGGGGUAGUAUUUCCCAAUCUUCCCUCCCUGCUCCUAGGAUGCCUGGGAUACACAUAGAGAUAGAAAGAUUCUGUCUGCUAGAAAGCCUAUUUGAAAGGAGACAAGGUAUUUUCAGUGCCCCAGAAUGAAAACAUCCAGAAAGGAAAUAUGAAGUGGAAAGAGGAAUGAGACACGAGUUAGGAAACUUGAAUUUGAACUCCUCUGCUACUAAUGGGCACUGGGACCUUUGGAGAGGUACUUCCAUUCUCUGUAAAAUAAAGGGGUUGAACAAAUGAUUUCCAAGGUCCUUUACAACUUUCAUUUCAGUGUUUUAACCUUCUGUGUCCUCAGGUCUCUUUGCUAGUUCUGACAUUCUGUUGUAAAGUCCCUCUCAGUUCUGACAGUCUGUUUCUAAUGUUCUUGUGUUCUUAGGAUCAUUUCAGCCCUAACAUCUUCUAUUCUGACAUUCUACAUUCCAAGGUCCCUUCCAGUUGUAACAACAUUCUAUGACUCCUUUAAAGUGUUUUAGGUUCAAAAAUUUACAAGGAGAUGCCUGCUAAACAUUCAACAGAAGGGGGAAAAUGUAGUCAUUGGGAGCUCCAGGUAAUUUUAGUUUGGGGCGGGGGGCAGUUGUGGUAGGAGAAAAAAGACCAAAAACAUGCAGUCCUGUAGGAAAUAACACAACCCAGUCACUCGCUUGAAAAAUGAGAAGCAGAUAGGAGACCAGCUUGGCAGGGAGAAGUAAGAGAUGGGCAGAGCCAAAUUUAGUAGGGUGGAAAAUAUCACACAGAAUGAGAUUACAGUAAUAAUAAUUCAUAUUUCUAUAGCACUACCAUGAGGCAGUUUUGCCUAGUGGCUAAGCAGCUAGCCAUGAAGCCAGGAAGACCUGGGUCGCAGUCUCACCUCUGACCCAUACCCCAUGUGUGUGUGAUUCUGGGCAGGUUACUUAACCUCUUGGUGCUCUAGGUAACUGUCUAAGACUAAAUGACAUAGAAGGUGCCAGCCUUCAUGGAUAGAGGGAGUUUUCUCACUGAGGAUUUCCCUGUGAUGGUUAAAUCACAGGGUUAGUCCCUACCCUUACAAUGCUUUAUGGUGUGCAGAGCACUUUGCUCACAAUCCUGUAAGGUUGGUAGUGCAUAUUAUCCUCAGUUUACAGAUGAGGAAAUUGAGAUUCAGAGAAUAACACCGACAAUGGUCAGGGUCACACAACUACUGAGUGCCAAGGUCAGGAUUCAAAUUCCUAGCUUUCUUAACUUCAGGUCCUGGUCUUUUUUCCAUGUGAGGCAUCAGUCAGCUGCUCUUGCUGCUAUGAAUUACAAUAUAGCCCUGGGGAUUCAACAAACAUUUAUUAUUAAGCACUUGCUAUGCAUAAUAGGGCACUCCAAUAUAUCAAGCACCUGUGAUUUCAGUCUUAUGGGAAUCACUCCUUCCAUAUCCCUCCAGGCAGGUGGAAACCCUUUCUCCAAGUUAGAGUCCUAAGAGAAAUGCCUGAGGCUCAGAGAGUUUCAAUGACUUACCCAUGGUCAUAUAGGUAAUCGAUGUCAGAGGCUGGAUUUGAACCCCAGACUUCUUUGAAUCCAACACUCUUAAUUCAAUGCACCCUACUACCCUCUGGGUGCUUAAUAAGUGUGAUAGAUUGUGUAUUCCUUUGGCUUUACUCUUUAGGUCAAGGGAGAUAAAUGUAUGUGGAAGCACUUAGGUACUAUAUAAAUGUGUUAUUGAUAUUGUUAGACAAUUUGUUUUCUUUUUUCCUUCACGAAUUUGUCGUAUUUUUAAAAAUAUGUAGAACAUUUGAAUCAGAGCUCUGCUACUUGUCACCUGUGUGACCUUGGAAACGUGCUUAGCUUUUUUGGGAGCUUCAAUUUCCUCAUGUGUAAAAUGAAAGGAUUGCACUAAAUGAUUUCUAAAGUCCCUCCCAUCUAAAACUUGUGGGUAAAAUUACGACUGGAGCGAGUUCUGUCCUUUAAAAACAAAAAAGUAGUCGAAAUUUGUUUAUCUGGUUAAAGGGAUCCCAGCUGUGCAGGCAGGUGUAACUCUCAGAAAGAAUUCCUAGCACCUGCCCAGGUGGACAUCAUUGAUCCUCUCCUCCCCUCUACCUCCUCAACUGCCUACCAAAGAGGAGAAAGAGAAAAGGCUUUCAGCCUAUGGCAUUGUGAAUUCGAUGGCGCAGACAUUCGGAAGAUUGGGGAAAAUGACUGUGAUGGGAGGGCUAGUCUUCUCUGUGCCAUAUGUAUUCAGAGAGGAAACAGCUGGAAGGGAGUCUGACUGCCUUUCUACCCCUUUAACCCCCCACCUUCCUUCAUUCUGGAGCUGGCCGGCUAACCCAACGCAGGAAGAACGAAUGAGUCUGCGGAAACGUCUUGCCUAACAGCUGCAGACUCUGGACACGGUAACCUAUUGCAGGGAUUUGUCAGUCAGCCUCCCUGCUCAAUGAGCUACUCCUCUUGUUCUACUUGUCCCUUGGGGUAAGGGUUUGAGACAGCUUGGAACUCUUGGGGAAAGGAGAGAGGAGAGUCAACUCAACCCAGCCUCCUCAGGUCUCGUUACUCCCAAGAGGGCUGUAAUAACGUCAACUCCCGUUUCUAGAGUAUUUUCAUGGGCAAAAGUUAUUAGUUCCAUAUUACAAGUGAAGAAACUGAGGCUCAAAUGUCUCUAAUAAUGACACCUUUUUAUGACGCUCUAUGUUUUGUGUAGCAUUUCCUCGCUACGACCUUGUGUAAUAGUGUAGUUAUGAUUAUUUCCGUUUUACAGA